UGCCACACUUGAACUUCGUUUGUCCUCCAAGAUCAGGCCGUGCUCCAUGGGAUCCGUGGAUGAGCAGAGAACUCUUCUCGCCUCUGCUGGAAGUCGGCUGGGCAGGGUUCAAAUAUAGGUCUGAUGUGUGCUCCCCAGCGUGCUCUGCAGACUCCCAGCAACAACGGAGCUGCUGAAACCCGGAGCUCUCCGCAGCCUUACCCUCUUCCUUCCACUCCUUCUGGAAAGGAUUCUCUUCUCAGGAAUAGCAGCCAAGUCUGGUCAGGUUGGAGGCCAGCUCACUGCCUGCCUCCCCUGGGUCAGCAGGAGCUCUGGCCAUAAUUUCACUCUCCGAGCAGCAAAACCCAACUCGGUUGAAAAGGGAAAGAGAGAGAAAGGUAACUGAAUGGAGCCGCCCUCGCCGUUCGCUAAAAUGCUUAAUGAGGGGCCCACCUUUUGAAGAGCAGGUUCCCCGGGGAAAUUCUGAAAUGCAAGCUGCAGCCUUCUUGCUCGGCUUGGCUGAUUGCCAAGGCAUCCAGGCCAGCCACUGAGGGACGGAAAUACAACCGGUGGCGAUCCCUUUGCGCCACACAAAACCGCCUCUGCCGCCAAAGGCUCCGGUGGCUUUGGGAACAGCAGACCAGCAGCAGCCCCAGGCUGCCCGGCUCCACGGGGAGGGAAGGUCGCGUCACCAUGUCCCAACAGAAGUGCAUCGUGAUCUUCGCCCUGGUCUGCUGCUUCGCCAUUCUCGUCGCGUUGAUAUUUUCAGCCGUGGACAUCAUGGGGGAGGACGAGGACGGGCUGUCCGAAAAGAAUUGUCAAAAUAAAUGUCGAAUUGCCCUGGUGGAAAAUAUUCCUGAAGGCCUUAACUAUUCAGAAAAUGCACCAUUUCACUUGUCACUUUUCCAAGGCUGGAUGAAUUUACUCAACAUGGCCCAAAAGUCUGUUGACAUCGUGUCUUCCCAUUGGGACCUCAACCACAGUCACCCGUCGGCGUGCCAGGGUCAACGUCUUUUUGAAAAGUUGCUCCAACUGACUUCGCAAAAUAUUGAAAUCAAGCUAGUGAGUGAUGUGACCGCUGAUUCAAAGGUAUUAGAAGCCUUGAAAUUAAAGGGAGCCGAGGUGACCUACAUGAACAUGACCGCCUACAACAAGGGCCGGCUGCAGUCCUCCUUCUGGAUUGUGGACAAACAGCACGUUUACAUCGGCAGUGCUGGCUUGGACUGGCGCUCUCUGGGACAGAUGAAAGAACUCGGUGUCAUCUUCUACAACUGCAGCUGCCUGGUCCUAGACUUACAAAGGAUAUUCGCGUUGUAUAGUUCAUUAAAAUUCAAGAGCAGAGUGCCUCAGACCUGGUCCAAGCGGCUCUACGGAGUCUAUGACAAUGAAAAGAAAUUGCAGCUUCAGUUGAACGAAACCAAAUCUCAAGCGUUUGUGUCGAAUUCUCCCAAACUCUUUUGUCCUAAAAACAGAAGCUUUGACAUCGACGCCAUCUACAGCGUGAUAGAUGAUGCCAAGCAGUACGUGUAUAUCGCCGUCACGGACUACCUGCCCAUCUCCAGCACGAGCACCAAGAGGACUUACUGGCCAGACUUGGAUGGGAAAAUAAGAGAAGCGUUAGUUUUGCGAAGCGUUAAAGUUCGACUCCUCAUAAGCUUCUGGAAGGAAACCGAUCCCCUUACAUUUAACUUCAUUUCGUCUCUUAAAGCUAUUUGCACUGAAAUAGCCAACUGCAGUCUGAAAGUUAGAUUUUUUGAUCUGGAAAGAGAGAAUGCUUGUGCCACAAAAGAACAAAGGGAUCACACCUUUCCUAAGUUGAACCGUAACAAGUACAUGGUGACGGACGGAGCCGCUUACAUUGGGAAUUUCGACUGGGUGGGGAAUGAUUUUACCCAGAACGCGGGCACGGGCCUUGUGAUCAACCAAGCAGACGUGACAAAUGACACAAGCAUCAUCAAGCAGCUGAAAGACGUGUUUGAGAGGGACUGGUACUCGCCCUACGCCCGAAGCUUCCAGCCAACCAAACAGCCGAACUGCUCCGGCCUGUUCCGAUUCAACCCCACCUCCGACAAAACUGUCACUUACAACGCGAGUGGGAAGGACCCCGCGGGUGUCUAACACGUGAAUGAACACGCUGGUGGGACUGCUGGUGUUUCAUAUUUAUACCUAAAGGACUUGAAGAGAGAAAAAACCAUUUAAUAUGUCUUUUUUUAGGGAAAAAGCACACUUAUGGAAAAUAAUCUCUGAUGCACCAUGUAAUAUCUACCCGUAUCUUAGCGGCGUGUACAUGCAAUUUGAGACUUUUGUAUUUGUUACUUCUGACAGAGAAUGUCAUUCCAGCUUGGAAGUUAGUUUUUAUGUUUGCAUACCGAUUUUAAGACUUUGAUGCCUCUUUCUAGUUUUAGGACUUUUUCUGCUGACUCACGUGGUCAGUUCUUAGGAAGCUUAGCAUGAGGUAAGCUCCUGACUAUUCUGAGAACUACCGACUUAGGGAAGAAUGAGGAAUUCACCUUAAACAAGAAACCAAAACAAGUAUUUAUCCCUGUAAACUAUCUCUGAGACCUAUACAGUCAUCUUAGCAUGAAGUUCUCAUGCCACCCUUUAGUACUCUUGAAAAAUACCUUUUUUUUUUGCCUUCUCCUUUUUCAUUUUCUCCUGGUACCAUAAAUGUCUUCCAUAUAAUUUUCUCUUCUCACAAAAUGUUCUUAUGAAAUAGUGUCUUAUAUUCACCUCAACACGAGGUCCCCAAGUACGUCAAUAUUUUUUGAAAGUGUAUGAAUUCCUCAGAAUGGAUACCAAAUGGAAAUAGCAGCCUUUACGUUUCACCUUUCAGCUGCACUUUUUUCUCUACCAAGUGGAUAUUUUAAAAUCACAGCCAGCAAUAUGUACCCUUUCUCUCAAGCUCAGAAAAAUUAUAUAGCCACCUGCUAAUAUCCAGCUAGCUAUGAAGUCUGCAUUAUAGAGAAUAAAGUAGUUUUUUACAUUUUUGUUUCGUUUACAGUAUUAGAAAAGAAAGAUCUCUAUGCGUUAGCGGGUUUCAAUUUCUUUAGAAUCAUCACGCUGUUAAGAGUAUGCCAGCAAACGUUUAUAGAGCUAUUUAAUAUACCUUCUGCUAUUUAAUAUACCAAAUGCGAUUUAAAUACUCUGCUUAACAUAUUUUACUAAGAGACAAAAAUAUUGGAUUAUUGUUCUAUAAUGUCCUUGUGUGUUGUUUUAUAUCUAUCUAUACGAUGUGUAACCCUAUAUUAACAGAGACUGUUGCCACAACAGAGAGAGAGGCGUGGCCUCUUCAGAGCCCAGGCGGCCUCGGGAUGCCCAGUGUCCAUGUCGCUCCCGACUCUCUCCUUGGCCUCGGGUUUCUAUGGGUAAUGCAGGGACAGGAUAUACUCACCUACCUCGCGAAGAUGUUGUUACGGUAGGAAAUAUUUAUAACUUGUUUUGAAAUCAAACGAACCUAUAUAAAUGCUAAGCAUUAUGAUGUAGAAUCUUUUUUCUUGAGAUAAUCUUUGUGGUACCCUGAUAGAAUCCAUCUACCAGGUUCUCCCAGAGAACCAACAAGGGGAAACAAAUUCACAGCUUCUGGUUGCAAAGGUGGAGGAAUACAGUGGCACAAAAACACUGCUGGACAUCGCGACCGUCACCCUUGUGUUGGGUUACUUUGGCAUAAAUAACAGCAAAACAUAAAACUCGACAUUGUGCGAAGGGCUGUUCUUUGGGACUGGCGUGUCCUUGUGCUUUGAGAGCAAAGAAUUGGAGUCUUCACGACAUUUUCUUCUAUUUCUAGAGAUCUGAUUUCUAAAUAUGCCGUAAAGUGACGGAGGAACCCGUGAAUCUUAUCCAGUGGGUUUGCUUGGUGUAGAAAGCCUAUUGUUAGGUAUCUAGCAACCACAUAGCUCCUUUCCUUGUUGUUCCCAAGUAUUGCUCUACUGAAUAUUUAACAGACAGCGAAGAGAGCUGUAUUUUUUCAGGGUAGCAUGUUUUUUAUGAAUGAUUGGAGGAUUUGUAAUGAAAUUCUUCAUCAAUAAUAGCCGGCCCACAAGGCUCCAAAUAUUCACCAUAUACCCAAUCCCUGUUUGAGUGGGAAGUUGUCCAGCCAAGCAGCUUGGUAAAGUAAAGGUGGUUUGGUUGGUGAUGGAAAGCCAGAGCAAGCAAGCAAAGGGCAGGCGUGGAGACAGACACCACGUUCCGUCCAGGGCAAAGAAAGGCAACCUGGGCUGCGUUUGAGAAAGACAUAUGAAUGGAUGACAGAUGGCUACCUGGCUAGUUUUGUCUCCUGGGGGGUUUGUGACAGACACAGGAGGAGUGCCAGCUUGGUGUAAGGGGCCCCUUUGUUGUCACUAUCUUCCACAUGUCAUGGGAGAAGAGAAUCUUGUCCUCUAUGAACUGACCAUCAGUGCCAUUUCCCUCUAAGCCCCUUCAGAAGGUAGCCCCAGGACCUGUGCUCCGGGACUUUCUGCCAUGCGCCAGCAGCAUCAGAGCCCCGCUUGGCCCAGAAGCCCCCCUCUUCAAGGUGGCCCAGGCCGCCGACCCCAAGAGGUGACGCUGGCCUUCUGUGGCAGCCCGGGGAACAGCCCUGGCGCAGAGUGUUGUGACUGGCUCCACGUCUCCCAAGAGGACAUUUCAUCCUGCAGAACUUUUUCAUUUGGACGCUUUGUCUACCCCUCCAGGAGGGGUCUUCCCCGCUUUUACACUGUGUCUGUGCUGGACAGACUACCGACUUCCAUUUCCCCCACAAACGUCCCAGGGAUGCCCUCCCCGGGGAUGGGGGAGGGAAAGCAAACACAAAUCUGACUAUACUUUAGAUUUCUGUGCCACUUCCAUCAACCCAGUGCCUUACGUAACCCCAAGCACUGCUUUUGAACAGUGAUUCGCUGCAUGAGAAACUUCUGGUGGGCCCUCCAGGUGAAAACUUGCAUUCAAGUGUCUGCACAUUCCAUGCAGCCUGCUCUUUCCCAGCCACACAGAUCAAAUCGUUGACACACACUCAAAUAUCAAUUCUGUGGGUCCCCACGGCAUUGCCACAGGCCACUAGCAUAUCAAAUCAUUGCAUUACUGCUUAUCACACCACUGUAGAGGACACAGAACAUUCUGGAUUAUAUCCACGCUCUGGAGACAGCACACUUUGAGUACCUGAAAAUGACAGAAGCAAGGCACACUGAACAUGUCCCCACUGUCUUUAAAAGACCCUAGAAAGAGAUACUUCAAGGACUUCUGAAGUCUCAUGGGACAUGGAAGGCAAACCAGUGUCUUUAAAAAGUCAAGGCAGAGCCAGUAGAAGAAAUGAAAGGGCUGCGGGUGAACUUGGUGUCUGUGUAGCACUGGGCACCCCUUUUCCCAUGGGGCUGUGUCUGUGCUCUUGCUUGUCUCGCUUCUGAUCUGGUCCUGGGGGAGAUGAGCCCGAUCACAGCUCUGGUUGAUCUUCCCCUUUGAAAACUGCGUUCUGUUGCUGCAGUUCAAAGUGCCUCGCAGAACCUGGGGUUGACGGCAGCGCCGCUCCCCAGCCUGUGGUUAUUCUCAAGUGACUUUGAUUCAUUCUGAGUUUUCUGUUGGGGUUUAAGAACUUUUAUUGAACUCAGUUCUAAG
Molecule: messenger RNA, 5562 nt
Organism: Phyllostomus discolor (pale spear-nosed bat)
Lineage: Eukaryota; Metazoa; Chordata; Mammalia; Chiroptera; Phyllostomidae
Gene: PLD5
Product: phospholipase D family member 5
Exons: 10
Coding region: 673-2097 (474 amino acids)
Molecular function (GO): catalytic activity
Source: RefSeq, a predicted model, not a curated record